AAAGAGAGUUGAAGAAUAGGCCUGUUUCCUCUCUGUUUCUUACAUACCAUUAUUGCAAUGAUACCUAUUUUACAGUUGAUAAAGAUUGAAAGUGCAAUAGAGUUGUAAAUGUAAAAGUACAUCAACCAUAAAGGCUAGCAAUUAUUUCUUGAAAGCUACUAAUCAUCAUAUAUGUGUAGUUCAGAGAGGGAGAAAAGGUUGAAGAAGAAAACAUGCUAAGCUAAGCCAUUUCCUUCAUAUCAUCUGUUGCUUUCCUUUGUAUUGUCUGAAGAGAUUCAGACAGCGAAAGGAGAGAAAUGGGGAAAACAGGGCGAUGGCUAAGAAACAUCUUGACCGGGAAGAAAGAAAAGGUGAAAGAGAAAGAAAAGGAGCAAACCGAGCACCGCCCCCAAACUCCCACCACCCCAAAGGAGAAGCGCCGCUGGAGCUUCCGCCGCUCCUCCGCCACAGCCCCUCCCAAGCCCGUAGAUAUCCACAUCGAAACCGAACCCUCGCCCGCCCCGGCCUCCCUUCAUAAGGCCGCCGCGGCUACCAAGAUCCAAGCUGUUUUUCGCGCGUAUUUGGCAAGAAAAGCUCUGAAUGCGUUGAAAGGAUUGGUGAAGCUGCAGGCCUUGGUGAGAGGCCAUUUGGUGAGGAAGCAAGCCACGGCCACGCUGCGGUGUAUGCAGGCCUUGGUCGCGGUGCAGGCCCGAGCCCGAGCCCACCGCUUGAAUCACACAAAAUCCACCCAUGAAAAUUUGUUUAGGCAUUCCAAUCAAGAUUUGGGGGCGGAGGAGAAUGUGAAGAUCGUGGAGAUGGAUCUAGGCGAGUACAAGGCGGCAACAAGAGGCCGAAACAGCUACUCGCAACAAGAGACGGCUGAGGAGUACUCGUUGGAGAGCAGUCCGCAGUGCUACUCAGCCGUGGUGUCGAAAGCCGACCGCGCCAGGCUCCCAUUCUCGUACCCGAAAGCAGAGUCCGUCUACAACGACUACCCCAACUACAUGGCCAAUACGCAGUCGUCCAGGGCUAAAGUCCGGUCCCACAGCGCCCCAAAGCAGCGGCCUCCCGAGAUGCUCCUAGACAGGCGCCGUCCCUCCAUAGAGGGAUGGAACGUGCCUAGGGCGGUCCGGAUGCAGAGGUCGUCCUCCCACGUCGUCGCGCACUAUCCUUGGUCAGUCAAGCUUGAUAGAUCAGCUGUUUCGCUCAAGGAGAGUGAGUGUGGAUCAUCUACCACUCUGCUUUCUAAUAACACCAACUACUGUAGAUCCUUGGUUGGAUUUGAGGUGCAAGGAGGGAGGUUUUGAACUGCUGACAGAGGAGGAGUAAUUAAUCAUCAGACUUGACAUAUAGUGUAACGUGUUUGAUUUUGUUUUGGUUUAACUUUUUUUCUUGGUUUCGAGAUUUUGAUCAUAUUUCUUGGUUCCAAGAUUUGUAAUUUCCAUUCUAGUGUAAACAGUUUGCUUAAUCUGUUGAUAUAUGUUAAUGUGGAGCAGUUAAUUGCA
This is a messenger RNA of Salvia hispanica, 1484 nucleotides long. RefSeq names its product protein IQ-DOMAIN 19-like. The record is from RefSeq and is a predicted model, not a curated record. Gene Ontology annotation, molecular function: protein binding. Lineage: Eukaryota; Viridiplantae; Streptophyta; Magnoliopsida; Lamiales; Lamiaceae.